Durusdinium trenchii is the source of this 1134-nucleotide messenger RNA. The record is from the annotation of a GenBank genome assembly. NCBI's taxonomy places the organism in Eukaryota, Dinophyceae, Suessiales, Symbiodiniaceae.
AUGACGCUCUUCGUCACGAAGACCCACAGCGACCCUACACUGGCGGGUGAUAUUUGCCGAAUUUGCUUGGAGGCAGAGGAUGCCGUGAAGCGGUCAGAGUUGUUCCGUCCUUGCAAAUGCCAAGCUCCAGUCCAUCGCCAUUGUUUGGAUACCUGGAGAACUGCUGGCAUGAACCCAGCAAACUUGACUCGCUGUGAGGUGUGUCAAUAUCACUACCGGCUUGCGGCAGAAACUAUGCCUUGGAAGGUUCAUUUGAUUGUGUACGGCUUGGCUUUUCUUCAAAUCUUUGCCUUUUUCGCGAUCGCACUGACCGUAGGGCAGGUAAUUCGGGCCACCGGCAUUGUGGAUGAGGUCUACUGGGGAAAGGUGACUUUCUUGAAGCCUGAGACGGCUCGUGGCUUUCUCUUCAUGGGUGUCUGCUUCAACUGCUUUGCCAUUGGCCUUGCCACCACCAUUUACCUUAUCGUCGGAUUGGCCACUGGGCGGUUCCGAAGGCGGACCAGCGACGCGCGCCGUGAAGGCGAGUGGUCGCAGACGGCCCGAGGGAAGCGGCGGAGGAGCAACGACUGUUGUAGAGACUGCUGCUACUCAGACGUUUGGGAGACCUCCUGCUAUGCGUGGUGCUACCUGAAUGGCCCGAAUUGCUAUUGCUCUCCCUGUGAGUUUGGCUGUGCAAGCUGUGAUGGAGAGUGUACCCAAUGCUGUGACUGCAAAGGUUGCUGGGGUGGUGGCUGUGGCUGUGGCGAUGGUGCCGGAGACUGCGGUGCAGUGGCUCUGGCGAUCUUUAUCGUCGUGGCACUGGCCCUUGUUGUUCUUGGUUUGCUGGUUCUUUUUUGGAGUGUGCUGGCCAAUGUGUUCUAUGGCCUUUGGCUCAACCAGAGCAUCACACGCAACCUGGUUGCCCGCAGGUACCAUGUUCUGAACUACGUACCCACCUCCGAGCCGCCAGACAAAGCAGCAGAGCCAGUGGAGGCCCCGAACAACGCGCCUCAACAGGAAGUGAUGCCCGAAAGGCCCAACAGGGUCAAGCACGAUCAGCUGGACGAGGAUCACCAGGAUGGAUCACCUUUGCCGCACUCAGUGGAGGAUCCUCGCAUCCCCCCGAACCCGAAGGAUGUUGAUGACAUGGCCUAG